Messenger RNA from Dipodomys ordii (Ord's kangaroo rat), 1899 nucleotides. It is a transcript of the gene Taf1b, whose product is annotated as TATA box binding protein (TBP)-associated factor, RNA polymerase I, B, 63kDa. Bases 57 to 1673 code for a protein of 538 amino acids. Gene Ontology annotation, biological process: RNA polymerase I preinitiation complex assembly; nucleolar large rRNA transcription by RNA polymerase I. The transcript is spliced from 14 exons. The record is from RefSeq and is a predicted model, not a curated record. Gene Ontology annotation, molecular function: RNA polymerase I core promoter sequence-specific DNA binding. Gene Ontology annotation, cellular component: RNA polymerase I core factor complex; RNA polymerase transcription factor SL1 complex. Lineage: Eukaryota; Metazoa; Chordata; Mammalia; Rodentia; Heteromyidae.
GAAGUGUCCUCGCUGCCGGGGUAACGGGACUCCGCGGCUGUGGGGGCGGCGCCGUGAUGGACCGAGAGGACGCGAAAGAGUUUAAAGAACGCUGUUCCCAGUGUGCUGCUGUCUCCUGGGGUCUCACUGAUGAAGGCAAAUAUUACUGCACUACUUGCCACAAUGUUACAGAGAGAUCUAAGGAAGUUACAGACACAGGGGCUAUUCCAAAUGCCAGGAUAAAAGCCAUCAGCAGGGGGCAGAAAAACAAAAAAAAGCUUGUGCUGCAGAGGGGUCUUCCAGAAGACCGCAGGGACCUGAGGCAUGUGGUGGCCGCUGUAUUAGAAGAUAAUCUGCCACAUUCAGACUGGGCUAGCGAGCCUGAGCUGCUCAGCGACUCUACCUGGGCUCCUGAAAGCGGAGCCGAGUCUCUGUCUGACUCCCAGACCGCAAAGCAUUUCCCCAGCACCAGAGCAACACAACCAGAGUCUGUGUUCAUCUGUUCGGGCUCUCUUGAUGGAGUCGAGUACUCAGACCGGAAGGAGAAGGGCAUCGUGAAGAUGACUGUGCCGCGGACGCUGGCUCUCUGUGGUCUGGCUCUGCUGUGGCAGAGAGAGGCGAUUGCUCUUUCAGAUCUUCUGAGAUUUGUUGAAGAGGACCAUAUUCCCUACAUAAAUGCUUACCAGCAUUUUCCAGAAGAGAUGAAAUUAUAUGGGCGAGACAAAGGAAUCUUUACUAUAGAGUCUUGGCCUGAUUAUGAGGAGAUCUAUAAAAACAUGAUUGAAAUUGCCAUAUUUUUAGACUUGCCACGUUUUCCAGACAUAACUGAAGACUGCUACCUCCAUCCCAACGUCUUGUGUAUGAAAUACUUAAUGGAAGUCAAUCUCCCUGAUGAAAUGCAUGGUUUAACCUGCCAAGUUGUAAAAAUGACUGGAAUAGGAGAAGUGGAUUUUCUGACAUUUGAUCCAAUAGCUAAAAUGAAAAGGGCUGUUAAAUAUGAUGUGCAAGCUGUAGCUGUCAUUGUUGUAGUAUUAAAGCUACUCUUUCUAUUGGAUGACAAUUUAGAGUGGUCUUUGUCUGAUCAUGCUGAAGAGUAUAAUGGAAAGAAUGAUGAAGAUAAGCCAUGGUUUAACUUCAGAAAGUGGUACCAAGUUAUGAAGAAAAGUUUUGACAAGAAGAAACAAGACUGGGAAGAAGCAAGGGCCAAGUACAUGUGGAAAAGCGAAAAGCCGCUGUACUACUCACACAUUGACAGAUCCGUAGCUUAUAAAAGAAGAGAAAUGGUGGAGAAUCUACAAAGACAGUUUAGUACACUGGCUGAUUCAUCACCAACUACUGAAAAAAAGCCCCCUUCCAGCUUCCAGUUCAGCUGGACGGCGGAGGACACCUGUUUCCACGGCCAUCGCCUCCAGGGCGUCCUGCUAAAGAAAGGCCAGGCCCUGGCGACCAAGAACUCAUUGUAUUGGCUCAGUACCCAGAAAUUCUGUAAAAGUUACUGCAAACAUGUGACAACCUAUGAAGAGUCAAAUUUUUCUCUGAGUUAUCAGUUUAUAAUAAGUGCAUUCUCCUUCUUGCUGAGAAUAAAGACUUCCUUACUCCAUGAAGAAGUAAGCUUAGUAGAAAAAAAACUUUUUAAAAAAAAAUACAGUGAAGCAAAACAGAGCUCUUCAAGAUCCAAAAGAGAGAAAAAAUAAUGGAAAAAUGAAGUAGAACCUUCUUGGAAAAAUAAUGGUGAUGAUGAUGACCAGUUGUUACAUAACACUCCAGGAAAGUGUGGAAAAUAUAAUUAUUGCACAUAUAUUUAUACGUAUACAUGCACACACACGUAUAUAUGAGUGUGUCAGAUGUACUUAUAAAAAUACAUGUUGUUAAAAACAGAAAAUAUACAUUGUAAAACAAGUGAUCUUUGAGUUUAAGUGG